This is a messenger RNA of Fraxinus pennsylvanica, 1077 nucleotides long. Lineage: Eukaryota; Viridiplantae; Streptophyta; Magnoliopsida; Lamiales; Oleaceae. The record is from the annotation of a GenBank genome assembly.
AUGGGUACUGGGCACGAGGGCACCCCUGCAAAGUCUUCAACCCCUGCUACUUCUACUCAGGAAGCACCAACUACACCUGCAUAUCCUGAUUGGUCAAGCACUAUGCAGGCUUUCUAUGGUGCUGGAGCUACUCCACCUUUCUUUGCUUCAACAGUUACCUCUCCUACACCCCAUCCCUACAUGUGGGGAGGCCAGCAUCCUCUGAUGCCACCUUAUGGGACUCCAGUUCCAUAUCCAGCUAUAUAUGCUCCUGGGGGAGUCUAUGUUCAUCCCAAUAUGGCCACGACUCCAGGCGCAGUACUUGGAACUCCAGACGCAGAUGGAAAAACAACAGAGGCAAAGAGCCGAGUUUCGAGCAAAAAAUCCAAGGGUACUUCAGGAAAUCAUGGGAAGACUGGAGAUGGUGGGAAAUCAGCUUCAGGCUCUGGAAAUGAUGUCGCAACACAAAGCGCUGAUAGCGGAAGUGAAGGUUCAUCGGAUGCAAGUGAUGAGAAUGAUAACCAGGAAUUUUCUGCAACCAAGAAAGGAAGUUUUGACCUGAUGCUUGCUGAUGGAGCACAUGCACAGAAUUCUGGUCCGGUUAACUUCCAGAAUUCAGUACCGGGGAAUCCUGUAGUUUCUAUGCCAGCAACUAAUCUGAAUAUUGGCAUGGACUUAUGGAAUGCAUCGUCUGCUGGUUCUGGGUCUAUGAAAUUGCGACCCAGUCAGCCUGGUGUUUCGCCAACUGUGGCUCCAUCUCCAUCUGGCAUGAUGAAUGAUCACUGGAUUCAAGAUGAACGAGAACUAAAAAGACAAAAGAGAAAGCAAUCUAAUCGGGAGUCUGCUCGGAGAUCAAGAUUACGGAAACAGGCUGAGUGUGAACAGCUACAACACAGGGUAGAGACUUUGAGUGGCGAGAAUCGUACACUAAGAGAUGAGCUGCAGAGGCUAUCAGAGGAAUGUGAGAAGCUCACAUCUGAGAAUGACUCCAUAAAGGAAGAAUUAACGAGGGUGUGUGGGCCUGAGGCGGUAUCUAAACUGGAGAACAGCAACUCAGUUAAUCAUAUUCAGUCUCGUGGCGAUGAAGGUAACUGUUAG